This is a messenger RNA of Myotis lucifugus (little brown bat), 2969 nucleotides long. It is a transcript of the gene XKR6, whose product is annotated as XK related 6. Gene Ontology annotation, cellular component: plasma membrane. Gene Ontology annotation, biological process: engulfment of apoptotic cell; apoptotic process involved in development; phosphatidylserine exposure on apoptotic cell surface. The transcript is spliced from 2 exons. The record is from RefSeq and is a predicted model, not a curated record. Lineage: Eukaryota; Metazoa; Chordata; Mammalia; Chiroptera; Vespertilionidae. The coding region runs from base 9 to 1157 and encodes 382 amino acids.
UCCGCACCAUGUACCUGGGGAUCCAGAGCCAACGGCAGAAGGAACACCAGCGACGCUUCUACUGGGCUAUGAUGUAUGAAUAUGCAGACGUCAACAUGUUGCGCCUCCUGGAGACCUUCCUGGAGAGCGCCCCCCAACUGGUGCUACAGCUCUGCAUAAUGAUCCAGGAGAACAGCGCCGAGACGCUGCCCUGUGUCUCCUCUGUGACUUCCCUGAUGUCCCUGGCUUGGGUGCUAGCCUCCUAUCACAAGCUGCUGCGGGACUCCAGGGACGACAAGAAGAGUAUGAGCUACAGAGGGGCCCUCAUCCACCUCUUCUGGCGCCUCUUCACCAUCUCAUCCAGAGUUAUCUCUUUUGCCCUCUUUGCUUCCAUCUUCCAGCUCUACUUCGGGAUCUUCGUGGUGGUUCACUGGUGCGCCAUGGCCUUCUGGAUCAUCCAUGGCGGAACAGACUUCUGCAUGUCCAAGUGGGAGGAGAUCCUCUUCAACAUGGUGGUAGGGAUUGUGUACAUUUUCUGCUGGUUUAACGUCAAGGAAGGGCGGACUCGAUAUCGAAUGUUUGCAUAUUACACGAUAGUCUUGACCGAGAAUGCUGCCUUGACGUUCCUUUGGUAUUUUUACAGAAACCCGGAGACCACUGACUUCUAUGCGGUGCCAGCACUGUGUUGUGUCUUUAUUAGCUUUGUGGCUGGGAUCGCACUGAUGCUCUUAUAUUAUGGUGUGCUGCAUCCCAUGGGGCCGCGAGCUAAGAUCUUUGCCAGCUCCUGUUGUGCCGAGCUGCUCUGGGGCAUCCCUUUGCCCCCCGAUGUUGAGCCCAUGGCGCCUCAGACCCCUGGGUACCGGGGGACCCAGGUCACGCCUACCAGAGCCGUAACGGAACAACAGGAGGAUCUCACGGCUGACACUUGCUUGCCCGUUUUCCAAGUGAGACCCAUGGGGCCCUCCACCCCGUCGGGGCGUCCUUACCACCCAGAAGGGCCCCUCAUUAAGAUUGACAUGCCAAGGAAGAGAUACCCAGCUUGGGAUGCUCAUUUUGUAGACAGGAGGUUGAGAAGGACUAUUAACAUUCUGCAGUAUGUCACCCCCACCGCGGUAGGCAUUCGGUAUCGAGAUGGACCGCUCCUUUAUGAGUUGCUACAGUAUGAGUCUUCACUCUAAGAGCGUCUUGACCCAAGUUGAGAAGGGGACCUUAAGUUGGUUUGCGGUUAACACCGCUUGCAAGAAAUAUAACCCUCCCUUCUCCCAAUACACAAAAUCACAACCACCACCACCAUCACCACCUCCACCACCACCGCUACAAAAAAAAAGAAAAUAAUACGUCACAACCCCUUCAGAUAAGCUUUCUUUCCAGUCGCUGUAUGUAUACAAAGAUAUUCUCUAUGUUUUGUAAGUAAAAACAAAAAGAAGACCUUUCUUUUGUUUUUUACACAUAAGAAACAGUAUUGAAAAUCCCACACUAUUGUUCAUAGGGUGGAGAAGGAGGAGCUGUCUCCACUCCAAAAGAAAAAAAAAAUGUUUUAUACCUUACACCAAGUGUAGAUCAUUUAUGGGAUUGGUGCUGAUUGAAAGAACAAAACAAACAAAACAAAACAAAAUAAAACAAACACAAACAAACAAACAAACAAACAAACCUUCAACUGCCUUAUGCCCUUAGGUGCUGAGUUUCAUUAAGUACUGUCACGUUUUUCUCACGCAAAACUCUCUGGUGGUUUUGGCACCAAGAGAGGGGAAAUUAAACAAUCAAAUGAAACAAAUCUAGAAACGAAAACGAAAACCAACCGACAAAUAAAACACAAAGCAAUUAUUCUUCCUAUCUGACUAUUUGUAUUGAAGAAAACAAAUUCACCAAAAGCAAAGGCAUAGAAACCCCAAUUUCUGUUCCGUUUCACUCCUUGCUCUCCCGUCCCUGUCCCCAGCUUAACAGCACCUUCUAGGAGCCAAAUGGCCAUUUGGAACUCAAAUGGCUGGGAAAGCUCCUUGAAGGUUGAUUUGUGCCAUUUACCAUUCACCUAGUUCGGAUCACAUUUGUUUCCUGGUGAAAAGCAAAACAGAAUAAAACAAACAAACAAACAAAAAACCCACCCCAAUCAUUCAAUGAGAACAGGAAAUUCUAAAGCAAAUUAAAGAUUUCCAUCUAUUUAAUCAAAGAAAAUCAGUAAUAAUAAAACUCAGCAUAGUAGCAAAAAGAACAACAUCAAUUUAAAGGCACAAUACUUAAUCAGUGACUGGCAAAAAACGAUUUUGGUCUGUCCUUUUAAGGCCGUGAAAGGUAUACAUUUAUCACACGUGAUAUUGUGUAAGGCCUCUUCUGUUUCCAUUUGGUGGGAAGCCUUAAAUUGAUCUGGAAAGAAUUCUUCAUUCUUCAUUUGUGUUUUUUAAAAAUAUUAACACAGAGGAAAAUUAGAUUAUAUAUAUAUAUAUAAAAAAAACCACCAUGUCAAAUUGAAUAACUGACCCAUUUCAAAGACUGUUUGGUGCUUCUGUCUUUCACCAUUGUGGUUGGCUGAAACUCAUUCAGCUCACUUGGUGCAUCUGGGGUGAGUGGGAAAUUGUGUGUGUGUGUGUGUGUGUGUGUGUGUGUGUGUGUCCACAGCACACGUAUAUUUGUGUGUAUGUGUCUGCUGCAAGGUCUUGCCAGAAAUGUGGAAAACUGCUCUAAGGCAGACUCUGGGUAUGCUAAGGUGGAGUGUAAGAGGGCUAGGGAGGGGGGAGCAGGAAGGAGGGGGUGGUGCUGGAAUAUGAGCCCCUGUCUGGAUGGCGAGACUCACACCAGCAGCAUAUUCUGGGUCUUAGAGGCCGUGUCAUUUGGGUGAAGAUUUAUUAUUUUUCUCAUUGUACCAAAUUGAAUUUUGAGAGGUGUUGCAAUAUGUUCAACCAUUUUUUAAAUGUUAUUUUUCAAAGUAUUGCUCCUGUAAGGAAUAUUCUGUUCUAGGACAUCGUUUCAAUCCCAUUGUAUCUCUACUUGGGCAC